CAGUCUCUAUUAUGAAACACACAACCAAACUAUCACAUAACUAGAAAAUGGAGAGCACACACAGAAGCUUAACCUUGUUGGUACUUUGUUUCCUGAUGAUGGGAACAACAAUGUUAGUGAGUGGUCAGAGUGCAAACAACGUUAGAGCAACAUACAAUAACUACAACCCUCAGGAUAUAAACUAUGAUUACAACAGAGCAAGUGUUUACUGUGCUACCUGGGAUGCUAACCAGCCUUUGUCAUGGCGUAGCCAAUACGGUUGGACCGCCUUUUGCGGACCCGCCGGACCUACAGGCAGAGACUCUUGCGGCAAAUGCUUAAGUGUGACAAAUACUGCAACUGGUACUCAGGUAACAGUGAGAAUAGUUGAUCAGUGCUCUAAUGGUGGACUGGACUUGGAUGUGAAUGUCUUCAACCAACUUGAUACUAAUGGAGCUGGUCGCCAGGCGGGUCACCUUACAGUUAACUAUGUCUUUGUUAAUUGCUAAGGUCAAAGAGUAACUCUUUGUAAUAAUAAGAAGUUCUAGCACUGCUUCUUCCUAAUAAAACCAUAAAUAAGACAAACGGUGCUAUACAUGCAUGUAUGUAUACUUAAUUGAAUGAAAAAUAAAUGAUAAUUCAAUAAUUUUUCUUC
This is a messenger RNA of Vicia villosa (hairy vetch), 634 nucleotides long. Its product is annotated as pathogenesis-related protein PR-4-like. The record is from RefSeq and is a predicted model, not a curated record. The transcript has 2 exons. Gene Ontology annotation, biological process: defense response to fungus; defense response to bacterium. The coding region runs from base 48 to 488 and encodes 146 amino acids. Gene Ontology annotation, molecular function: RNA nuclease activity. Lineage: Eukaryota; Viridiplantae; Streptophyta; Magnoliopsida; Fabales; Fabaceae.